AUGUCAUCCUUUCUCCAUCAUCGUCAACACUGCUCCCUCCGUCGUCAACUACUGCUCCCUCAGUCAUCCUCUUCUCCAUCCGUCGUCAACACUGCUCCCUCCGUCGUCCACUUCUCCUCCGUCAUCUUUGCUCCUCCGUCGUCAACACUGCUCCAUCCGUCGUCCUUGCUCCCUCCGUCGUCAACACUGCUCCCUCCGUCAACUCACUCCUCCGUCGUCAUACUACUCCCAUCCGUAACACUGCUCCAUCCGUCGUCAACACUGCUCCUCCGUCGUCCUACUCCUCCUCCUGCUCCAUCCGUCGUCAACACUGCUCCUCCCGUCAUCCACUGCUCCUCCGUCGUCAACACUGCUCCCUCCGUCGUCAACACUGCUCCCUCCGUCGUCAACACUGCUGCUCCCUCCGUCGUCAACACUGCUCCCUCCGUCGUCAACACUGCUCAUCCGUCGUCAACACUGCUCCCUCCGUCGUCAACACUGCUCCCUCCGUCGUCCUGUUCUCCUCCGUCGUCAACACUGCUCCCUCCGUCGUCAACACUGCUCCCUCCGUCGUCCUUUUCUCCCUCCGUCGUCAACACUGCUCCAUCCGUCAUCCUUCCUGCUCCCUCCGUCGUCAACACUGCUCAUCAUUGUCGCACUGCUCCAUCCGUCGUCAACUUCUCCCUCCAUCGUCCAUUUCUCCCUCCGUCGUCCACUUCUUCCAUCCGUCGUCAACCUCCCUCCGUCGUCCACUGCUCCUCCGUCGUCCUGCUCCAUCCGUCGUCAACACUGCUCCCUCCGUCGUCAACACUGCUCCUCCGUCGUCAACACUGCUCCUCCGUCGUCAACACUGCUCCAUCCUCGUCCUGUCUCCCUCCGUCGUCACCACUGCUCCCUCCGCCAUCAACACUCAUUCUCUCAAGUAUUCAAGCCGACUAUCUGUGUCACCUGUCCAUUUCUUGUCUCUCAUCCCCUCGCGUCUCGCCACAGACCAUAAGCUCUGUCUGGCCAGCGUUUCCUCUCAACCCCUGGCUCUCAAGACUCUCCUGCCACUGCGACAUUUCCCUGAUGUUCCUCUGUUUCUGUGUGAGAUCAUCCACAAACAGGAGCUCCUAA
Messenger RNA from Homarus americanus (American lobster), 1095 nucleotides. Its product is annotated as mucin-2-like. The record is from RefSeq and is a predicted model, not a curated record. Bases 1 to 1095 code for a protein of 364 amino acids. The transcript has a single exon. Lineage: Eukaryota; Metazoa; Arthropoda; Malacostraca; Decapoda; Nephropidae.